GGUAUUUAGAGCGACUCGCGAUCGCCGCGGAGAAGCCGCCUCUGCCGUCGGACGAGGGAGCGGGUGGAGAGCGCCGCCGCCCCCCCCCCCUUCAGCAAGGCCGCUGUGGCGCUUGGCCGGUUUUAUUUUCUGCUCUGCCCUCUUCCUGCUGUCGCUCACAAGGACCUUGACUAGCCCCUGGCAGCGGAGGGAGGAAAGGAGCGAAGCAGUGCUGGUAGAGGACUAGGAGACCGCCCGUCCUCCUCCGGGUGCAGCUCGGCGCCGACGUAGCCUCCGCCUGCUCCUGCUGCCCCCCCCUCCUCUCCGACCCGGCUCCGCCAUGUCGGCUGCUGCUCCCGAGUACUCCCCCUUCUUCGCCGUCAUGGGCGCCUCGGCUGCCAUGGUCUUCAGCGCCUUGGGAGCAGCCUAUGGCACAGCAAAAAGCGGUACAGGCAUCGCAGCCAUGUCUGUCAUGAGGCCGGAGCUGAUCAUGAAGUCCAUCAUUCCUGUUGUCAUGGCGGGUAUUAUAGCAAUCUAUGGCUUGGUAGUGGCAGUCCUUAUUGCCAACUCCCUCACAGAUACCAUCACACUAUAUAGGAGCUUCCUUCAGCUGGGCGCUGGUCUGAGUGUGGGCCUCAGCGGGCUGGCCGCAGGUUUUGCCAUCGGCAUUGUGGGCGAUGCAGGUGUUCGGGGGACAGCACAACAACCUAGAUUAUUUGUUGGCAUGAUCCUGAUCUUGAUCUUCGCUGAAGUCUUGGGUCUGUAUGGUCUCAUUGUUGCCCUCAUCCUUUCCACAAAGUAAAAAAAAUACCACAGAGUAUGAUGUAAAACAAAAAGUUGAGAAAAAAAAAAAAAACCAACAACCUAAGCUCCAGAAUGAAAAUGGUCUCUCCACAAUGUGUACAGUUGUCAUCAGUUUGGUAGUUGAUCUCUUGUAAAUGCGCAAUGUAUGUUAGUGACUUGUCCGUCUCGUGUGUACUUCCAAUAUUAAAUACCAGAUGAGCUGCCUCAAGCCAUCUUGGCGAGGUUUGAGGGAAGCUCAUGCAGAGUUUUCCAUCCAUUUGCCAUUAGAGUACUUUAUGUAUAAAUAUGAACUAGAAAUGGUAACUUUUUUCUCUUCACUGGAUGUUUUAUUUAUAAGACUUGACAUGUUCAUACAUAUGGAGCAAGAGUUUUCAAUUUCCCAUGCUAUAUAUAUUAAUCUCAUAUAUAGAUAGAUUAAUACACUGUGGGGUUAAUUGUAAGUGCAGAGAAAUCCUUGGAUGUAAUUUGAUUCUCAAAGAUUGCCGUUGUGUUGGAGUGUGAGACUGUGUUUCUACAAAGCAGCAAAAUGUCUGAGACACUCCUGUGUUCCCAGUAGUAAAAAAAAACUGUAUGCUCUGGCAUCAAAGUUGUGCACCCAGUGUUGGGUUUUCGCAGUUAUAUGUUUCCAGAUAAUAAAAUUUCCUCCACUACAUCAUUGUAAA
This is a messenger RNA of Varanus komodoensis (Komodo dragon), 1445 nucleotides long. RefSeq names its product ATPase H+ transporting V0 subunit c (gene ATP6V0C). Gene Ontology annotation, molecular function: proton-transporting ATPase activity, rotational mechanism. Bases 320 to 781 code for a protein of 153 amino acids. Gene Ontology annotation, cellular component: proton-transporting V-type ATPase, V0 domain. The transcript has 3 exons. Lineage: Eukaryota; Metazoa; Chordata; Lepidosauria; Squamata; Varanidae. The record is from RefSeq and is a predicted model, not a curated record. Gene Ontology annotation, biological process: proton transmembrane transport.